ACGGUUGGUCUUUGGACCUCUUGUCUAGCCUGGGGCCGAACGAAUCGGGAGGCUCCCGAGUCCCGCUCUCAAAGGAUGCGUCGGCGGAGCUAGUGGCGACCUCGGCUGCCCAGGGCCGUUCCCUGGCCGUUGCGGCGUCGCGGCGCCCCCCAACGAGUCCGGAGGCCCGCCUGCCCCAGUCUCGAGCCUGCUCGAGUCCGCUCGAGUCGCCGCCAGGAAAGCAGGAGCGGAAUCCGCGGGACUCGCGCUCUCGCCGGGUCUUUGCCGUCUUUUCGGACAAUUCCGGCCUCCCGGGUCGGCGGAAGGCCUCCCCCCUCAGGUACUCCGGCAUCUCCAUGACCAGCUGCGCCGUGAGGUCGAGCGGCGCCCCGCCGCCCAGGUAAGCCGACGCCUGGACGUCGGAGUCAUCGAGGUACCGAGGGAAGCCCGAGGAUUCAGCCCAGGAAACCACCCUGCCCGUCACCGCCCAUAUGUGAUAUGUGUGCCGUGCGCGUUCAGGCGAAUGAGUAAUCAUGUACUGUCAGGACAAGGGCUCGGCCGCCUCCAAGAGCAAAGAGGGAUCGGUUACAAUGAGAGAAAAGAAAGGAGGUGCACUUAGCAGGGUGCAGAAACUAAAGAAGAGAUUGAGUCACAGCUUCGGCCGGCUAUCGAUAUCGAAGGAAGAGGCCGACGAGGUAGCAAAUCGAGAGCAGCUGCCGUACAACGGCUACUCGGAGGAGUUCCUAGACCGUUUGGAACCAAACGGCAAUAUACCCGCGGACAAGGACCGUGGCGUGAGGGACCGACGAUAUGGUGUCGAACCGUUUGCAGAGUGGUCAGGCGUCGGGGACCACGACAUGGUGCAUCGGCAGCUCUCGGUCUCCAGCGACUCAAAGCUCCUCGACGAGGACAUCAGAGAGGAGACAAGGGUGAUCCUACGACCGCGUCGUCCACCUCGACCCAAGUCGGAGGUCUGCCUCGGUCCGGAUCCUCCGCCUAGAAGGACCAAGAGAUUUUCGGCCUUCGGGGGUGACUCGCCUUUCGGCAAAUCGGAGGCUUACGUUAAGCUGGAGCAACUGGGGGAAGGGUCUUACGCCACGGUGUUCAAAGGGUUCAGCCAUCUGACCAACCAGGUGGUGGCGCUCAAGGAGAUCAGACUACAGGAGGAGGAGGGUGCUCCGUUCACUGCCAUCCGCGAGGCGAGUCUACUCAAGGAGCUGAAGCACAACAACAUCGUCACGCUCCACGACAUCAUCCAUACCAGGGAGACCCUGACCUUCGUCUUCGAGUUUGUCCAUACGGAUCUUUCCCAGUACAUGGAGAGGUACGGCAGUGGAGGCGGCCUCGACCCGCGCAACGUCAAGCUGUUCCUCUUCCAACUUCUGCGAGGACUGGCAUACUGUCAUCGCAGGAUGGUGCUGCACCGAGACGUGAAGCCGCAGAAUCUCCUGAUAAGCGAGAUCGGGGAGCUGAAGCUCGCGGACUUCGGGCUGGCGAGGGCCAAGUCGGUGCCCUCGCACACCUACUCCCACGAGGUGGUCACCCUGUGGUACAGGCCACCGGACGUGCUCCUAGGCUCGACCGAGUACUCCACCUCGUUGGACAUGUGGGGGGUCGGGUGCAUAUUCGUGGAGAUGCUGACGGGGCUGCCAACGUUUCCGGGGGUCCGGUGCACCUACGACCAGCUCGACAAGAUCUUUAAGAUCCUCGGCACUCCUACCGAGGAGACUUGGCCGGGGGUGACGCACCUACCUAGCUACAGGCCCCAACGACUGACCUUCUACCCGCCGAGGAAGCUGGGUCUCUCGUUCCCCAGGCUUUACGACAUCGCCGAGGGCGACGGCAUGGCUUCCUCGCUCCUUCAGUUGAAUCCCGACCAGCGGAUCGGCGCCGAGGAGGCGCUGCGGCACCCAUACUUUGCCUCGCUUCCUAGAAAGUUGUACGAGUUGCCCGACGAGGUAUCGAUAUUCAGCGUGGAGGGCUGCCAGCUCUACACGGAGUCACGGCAGAAUUACGCGGAUUCCCGUCACACGGCCCUGAAGACCUGAGGAUAGGCGUUGCCAGGGUGCCGCAAGUAACUCGGACUCCUUCCCAACCGGAGUCUCGUCCCUUGCACCAGAGAAACCCUUAAGGCAACGCUCGCUCCCUCUCUCGGGACUGCUACGCGAGAUCUUCCCUCAUCCCCAUCGCUCGUGGCCGACGCCGACGUCGCCGCUAUCGUUCAUGGCCAUCGACACCGAAUCCAGGACCACUAGCAUCCACCGUCCCGGGAUCCGUGGAACCCGUGGAACCCGUAGGAACCCCCCAACGGUGGACUUUCGACCCCCUUUCCCAAGGGACGACCGACCGACUUGGGAAGUCUCCCCGUGAAACUCGUAGUGCCCCUAAUGGCCGAUCUGGGAAACUUCCCCGCGAGUCCACCGUCGUCUCCGCUAGGCGAUAAGAAUUGGAUUCCCCACUGGGCUAUCCGUUACGGUCGGCAUGAACAAUACGCUUAAGUACGAGAACGUCUAAUUAGCGAAGUUACAAAUCCCGCGUACAUCGAGUACGAGUUUAAGAGAUACGCCGUUCCCGGCAGAGGCCGGGACGCCGCUCGGGAGGAACCACGAAAGUAAGCUGCUUAGGAAGACGAGAAGAGACGAGAGAGAUGUAUUUUUUUUUUAUUUUUCAAUUUUUUUUUUUUCUUCUCGAAAACGCAUUUGCACGCUGAUUCUAGAGAGCGAAAGCACGCACGACCCAUCCUCGCACUUCGUCCAAAUACUAGAUUUAGACUGACACCAAUCAAAAGGAAACGUUGAAUUAUUAACGGGAGGGAGUCAGGACGACCCGUCGUCCGCAGUCGAGAGGAGGAACAGGGACGGCGGAUGUCGGCCGACUAGCGAAAAUAUAUUAGGGUUAUUACUGCAAUUACUUAGGAAGAGAUGACGAAAAGAGACCUUUGGAAGAUCUGUACCGCUCCUAGGGAACUCUCCGCUAUCCGGUGUCCCUAUUUCGGAACCCCCCCUCGGAUUUUCCUCGACGUCCCUUUCGCCCGGUCUUGGGCGACGCGUCGGUGUCCUUCCGGGUCUUCUUUCGGAAUCGCUCGUUCUAGCGGCGGUCUCGCGAUCUUGGCAAAUAAAUAGGAUUACUGGGGCACCGACGCGUCAUCUGGUGCUACGUGCCACCGGAAUGGAUUAUAAGGAAUGGCGAGGCAUAAUUCGAUUAUAUUGGCGCCGUUCGUAGUCGCGACGGUAAUAGUUUAAGAACCGGUUGAUUCAUUCUUCGGCUAAGUUAACCGGCUAAUUAAUUAUUUAUAAACGCCCGUCCGAUCGCUGUUCGGACUUUUUUUAGGCUCCCGACGAUGUUCCAUUAGACGGAUUUUGUACGCGGUUUGGGGUUUUUGUACGACGGUACAUUGUUCUCUUUAUUUUUUUUUUCUCUCUCUGUAAAAAAUAUGCGAUUUCUGGAGUCGUGCCGAAGAUGGGUCAUCCGGUUUCGGUAAUUGUAAGCAACCGCGGGUAGCUCCUCGGCGUCCUUCUGGACCCCGAGGGUAGGGAAUUAAUCGGUGGUAGUCGACCGAGAUUUUGUAACUUCGUAAUUCUAGCCCGAGCCGGGGAUUCCGUUCUGCUAUAAAGCGAACGGAAACCGUAGAAGCCCCGUAGACGUCCUCGACGCGGAGUCUCGCGUCGCCGGAGAUCGACCGGGCCGUUCAACGCGGAAACUCGCCGGUUAGCUUCUCCCGUUUCUUUUUCUAUCGUUUACGAGACGUAAUCUUUCUCGACUAGCGGACGGUUCGGCGAUAAAUUACCGCCCCCCCUCGUAGAUCCUUUAUUCCGGCUUAUAGUUAUCGUUAUACACGGCUCGAGGUAAUGGUAGUCACGUGACCGUUUAAGUAUUUUAUCGAGCACAGGGCUGGUGGGGAGGAAGACGCUGAUUCCGUUAGAAGAAUGCUAGGGAUAUGGGUGGCGAAAUUAGUAAAUGUAUCCUUGUAGUUAAGGGCGUUCGAGGGAACGCGAAACCGUCGCGGUGGAAUAUGUAACCGGCGUAUCUUUAUCGAAAGUCGCUCGGAGUGAUACACAUUUAGACUGUAAAACCGAGACUCGCGGAAACCGAAACUGGGCCUUAACGGCUGGAUUUUCUUUUCUUAAUCGCGCGAUCGAGCCACGUAGACGAUGUCUUUCCGGCGCGCCGAUGUCCCUGUUCGUUUCGCUAUUUUUUUUUUUCUUUUCUCUCUUUCUCCUCUCUUUCUUUUCUUUUUGGAGAUUUAUUAAAACGAUCAUUGGGUACCGGCGUCGCUCGGAACUCGGCGGCGAGAUUAGCGAGUAACCUUCUAAGCUAGCGAUUAACGACGUAAGCGGCGCUACAGGUCUUCCAAGAUUUUGUUUAAGCCACGACGACUAUUACGGUUAAAUAUUACUCCCUCGUAGGUUAUAUUUAUACCAACUUUUUCAGCACACCACUCGUAGAGAUAUAUCGGCGGGACUGUUUCGAGGAGGAGGGGUUUGGAGCGCGAGAGGAGUAGGCGGGGGAAGGGAGCGGGAGGGAGACAGAGAUAUCGAUGAGGUUUUUCGUGGGAGCGUUCUUCUCCGAGAUCGCGUCGUGGUCUCCGAUGGUUCUUGUUUCGGAUGAGACGCGCAGGUGGUAGAAUUGUAUAUAGAACACCAGGUUCAUAAUUAUCGAUGACGCUGAGAUAGCUGAGCUGAGACUAAUAAAUGUGACUUUGUAAGAAA
This is a messenger RNA of Orussus abietinus, 4688 nucleotides long. RefSeq names its product cyclin-dependent kinase 14 (gene Eip63E). Gene Ontology annotation, biological process: protein phosphorylation. Lineage: Eukaryota; Metazoa; Arthropoda; Insecta; Hymenoptera; Orussidae. The transcript is spliced from 7 exons. Gene Ontology annotation, molecular function: cyclin-dependent protein serine/threonine kinase activity; cyclin binding; ATP binding. Gene Ontology annotation, cellular component: nucleus; cytoplasm; cytosol. Bases 513 to 2027 code for a protein of 504 amino acids. The record is from RefSeq and is a predicted model, not a curated record.